Messenger RNA from Schizosaccharomyces japonicus yFS275, 1251 nucleotides. RefSeq lists its product as hypothetical. The transcript has a single exon. Bases 196 to 1086 code for a protein of 296 amino acids. NCBI's taxonomy places the organism in Eukaryota, Fungi, Ascomycota, Schizosaccharomycetes, Schizosaccharomycetales, Schizosaccharomycetaceae. The record is from RefSeq and is a predicted model, not a curated record.
GUCAUAGGCCAGAUUGUGGCUAUAACCAGGCUGGAUCCGCCCUCCGGAACCUGCCCAGAACCAAACACUCAUCCUCAGUGAUCGUACCGAUUGUUGCGAGUUCUCACUUGUUGGAAGAAUACGCUCGUUUUUUCUCUAAUUUCUGCCAUCACCUCGUUGGUUUCCUUCUUUAUAACCUUUAGUCACUCUUUUAACAUGAAGCUUGCUCAAUCUAUUGCCCUUUUCUCUCUCGCCGGUGUCGCUCUGGCUACUCCUCCCGCCUGUGUUUUGGCUUGUUUGGAGGGAAGCACUGCUUUGACUGACUUUUCCAGUCUGUGUACCUCUACUCUCUCUUCUUGUCUUAACGAGAAGUGUUCGGACGUGUCUGCGGCCGUCCAGUACGCGUCUGAAGUGUGUACCGCCAACGGUCAUGCUCUCGUCAAUGCCGUGAGCAGCUCUAGCAGCGGCUACUCUGCUUCUAGCACGAGCUAUGCUUCCAGCAGUGCUUACACUUCCAGUAGUGCUUACUCUUCCAGCGCUGUCUCCUCCAUCAUCCCCUCUGGCAGCGCUGUCUCCUCUGCAGUUGUCUCUUCUGCUGCUGCUGCUUCCUCUUCCGCUGUUGAGUACGUCUCGGCUGUCUCCUCUGCCGUUGCCUCCUCUUCUGUGGAGCCCGUCAGCAGUGCCGUCGUCCCCGUUGUGAGUGCCAGCUCCGCUGAAUCUACAGUCUCUUCUGCUGUUGUCCCUAUUGCCUCUGCUCCUUAUUCGCAGAACGAGUCUGUCACCGUCCCUGCCGCUCACAACACAACCUACACUAUUCUGUCGACUUUCACGACUCACGCUACUACUCCUUACUACGCAAACACCACAAUCAGCUCCGCUGUUUCUUCUCCCACUGUGUCGAAGGGCCCAUACUAUGUUAACUCUACCGCUAAUGGCAACGACACUUGGUCCACCUACUCUGCUCGUCCCACUGGACCCAGCGGCAGCAACUUCUCCGUUGUUUCUAACGGUAACGGCACCAUCCCCAGUUCUGCCAUGUCCUCUGUAAACGUUAACUCUGUUCUCCCCGUCUUUGCUGCUGUUUUGAUUGUUGCCUUGUCCCUCUAGAUGGCUUUGACAUUGUUCCACCUGGCGGUGGUCCGAAGGGUAACUUCAGUGGUGUUAAGCACUUGUGAGGGUGCUCUGAAGAAGACCGUCUGUAUUUGACCGCUUUCCUCUUUCCUUUUUUUGCAUCUUUAUUCAUUCAUUUAUUUAUAAAUUGUUUUGAUAUAA